Salvia miltiorrhiza (redroot sage) is the source of this 837-nucleotide messenger RNA. RefSeq lists its product as uncharacterized. The transcript has a single exon. NCBI's taxonomy places the organism in Eukaryota, Viridiplantae, Streptophyta, Magnoliopsida, Lamiales, Lamiaceae. The record is from RefSeq and is a predicted model, not a curated record. Bases 1 to 837 code for a protein of 278 amino acids.
AUGAGAAGAUGUGAGUUGGAAGAAAUCAGACUCCAAGCAAGAUCGUUCACGUGGUAUCAAGGGCAGUGUAAAUCUAAAUUAGACAGAUUUUUUGUAAAUGAGGAGUGGCUGUCUAUUUGGACUCACACGAAGGCGAGAGGGCUUCAAAGGUCGGUUUCAGACCACUGCCCAAUCCUUUUGGAAACAAAAAGGGUGGACUGGGGACCGAAACCAUUUAGGUUCCUCAAUGUUUGGACAACGCAUCAGGACUUUGAAGCAGUGGUUAAAAACUCCUGGCAACGAAGAGGCAUUUCAGGAUGGAGUAGCUUUGUCUUCAAAGAGAAAAUCAAAAGACUUAAAGAAGAUUUAAAGGGGUGGAGCAGAUCGGGUUUUGGGAUUGUGGAAGAGAAUGUUUCAAAAUUGAAGGAGGUUAUCUCCAAGUGGGACUCCAUUGAUGAAGUGUUCGGGUUGGACGAGGAAGAGACUAUCUUGAGAAGUGAAGCGGAAGCAAAUCUGCACAUUCAGAUACAGCAUCGGGACAGCAUCCUUGCCCAAAGAGCACGUAACAGAUGGUUAAAAGAUGGGGAUUUGAACAGCAGCCUCUUCCAUAAGGCUAUUAAUGGUAGAAGAGCCAAGAAUGAAAUAUCGGGUCUUAAUGUGGAUGGAGUUUGGAUCGAGGAGCCAGUCGAAGUGAAAAGAAUUGUCAAGGAACAUUUCCAAGCACAAUUCAAGACGAGGCACAGAGCUUGUCUGAGGCUGCCGGCUGUUUUUGUUAACCGAAAAAUCUCAGAUUCAACAAGAGAGUGGUUAGACAGACCUUUUUCCGAAGAAGAGGUCAAGGAGGCGGUGUGGAACUAG